GGAAACUCAGAAUUUGCCAAUAUUUCAAGGAUUAAAAAAGCAAAUUGUCUGCAUUUGUCGUUUUAUUCGACUGCGGUAAUUUACCUCAACGGGGAAGAAGAAGAAACGAUAUCCGACGACUGAAGAGUGUAAAGAAGAAAGAAAGAAAAGGCGUAAUAAUGGCUGUGUCUCCAAAACUAUACGUCAAUAAACCUAAGAAAGCGCAGCUGAAGCAGCAUCAGCAUCAACAGGCAUCUUCUCCGACGCCGGCAUCGUCAUCGAUGGCGUCGUCUUCUAUGGCGAGCGGUGCGGCCCCACCUCCUCAGCCGCCUAAGGAAUCCUUUAUUCGCCGUUACAAGUACCUAUGGCCUAUGCUUUUGGCUGUCAAUUUCUCUAUUGGAGCUUACCUUUUGAUGAGGACAAAGAAAAAGGACGUGGGAUCAGAGGAAGGAGAAAUAUUAGAGGUUCCUGGCGCCUCUAAUUCAACAGUAUCAAUGUCAGCUGUUCAUGGCGCCUCUGUUUCAACAGCAGCUGCUGUAGCAGUUAGUGAAAAAGAAAAGGAAGUCACUAGUACACCUACUCUGCAGUCUGUGACUGUACGAGAACCUAUACCCGAGAAUCAACAGCGUGAACUAUUUAAGUGGAUGUUGGAAGAGAAGAGAAAAGUUAAGCCAAAAGAUCAAGAGGAGAAAAAGCGCAUUGAUGAGGAGAAAGCAAUUCUCAAGCACUUUAUUCGAGCCAAGUCCAUCCCAGUUUUGUGAUUUUUGACUCUGACAAACUCCUAUACUCAUAGGCUUGGAUGAACAAUUUAUCUUCAGGUUGGAUUUUCAUCUUUUUCGUUUUUUUUACAUGUAAACAAAUGUUGAAGUAAUGAAUUUGCUUGGACAAUGAAGUGAUGCCUAAUCCCUAUCUCCAAAUAUUUGGUUUUUGGCAAGAAAUUUGUAAAUAGGUUUGAACUUUUUAAUGAUGUGAUUUUACUGGCUAGAA
Solanum dulcamara is the source of this 966-nucleotide messenger RNA. RefSeq lists its product as uncharacterized. The transcript has 3 exons. The record is from RefSeq and is a predicted model, not a curated record. NCBI's taxonomy places the organism in Eukaryota, Viridiplantae, Streptophyta, Magnoliopsida, Solanales, Solanaceae. The coding region runs from base 159 to 740 and encodes 193 amino acids.